AUGGCGGCACCUCUCGGACGGGACACCCUACCUGAGCACUGGUCGUACGGAGUUUGUCGAGAUGGUCGGGUCUUCUUCAUCAAUGAUAAAACUCGUAGCACUAGUUGGCUACAUCCACGCAGCGGCGAGCCGGUAAACUCGGGACACAUGAUUCGUUCAGAUUUGCCCAGAGGAUGGGAAGAGGGCUUCACGGAAGAAGGAGCCAGCUACUUCAUCAAAUUCUCACUCAUUUCCUUCCUCAUCGGAAUGACUCGGCUUCUGUCGGGAUUCCCAAUAAUUUGCCCCAUUUGCUACCGACAGAGGAUUCUGUAUGUCGAGCUGUACAUCCGUAAAGCUUCCACCCUUGUGAGAGGGCUUGGGCAGGUUGGGCUUGAGAAGUCAGAGCUGGAGCAGCAGGAGUCGGAGCAGAAUCGGGGCAGGAGAGAUGCGGGAGACAGGAUGGGGACCUGCUGUUGCAGCUGUCUGCCCCUUGGCCCGGGGAUUGAGGCGGCUGAUGGGGAAGCAGAGGGGGUCGCGCUGCAGCCUCACUGUUUGGAGAAGGAGGAGAGGCAGACUGAGACAAGCCACAACCAGAGGACCACAUCAUUUCGGCAUCCUGUAAGUGGACAGAUUUCACCCGAAAACACAGAAUACACGUUACAAGACAGACUGGAGUCCCGUAUGUCAAAGUCAGCGGCCCAUCAGAGAUCGCCCAGCAUGGUCACAGAGUCCUCCAAGGUUGGGACGUCAGCAGCAGUGGAUGCCACCCCAGGGUCAAAGGGCACCAGAGGAACGGGGAAAGUACACAGUUUUGGCAAGAGGGAUCAUGCUAUUAAAAGAAACCUCAACAUCCCAGUGGUGGUGAGAGGCUGGCUUUAUAAGCAGGACAGCUCUGGAAUGCGACUGUGGAAGCGGAAGUGGUUUGUUUUGUCGGACUACUGCUUGUUUUACUACAAAGACAGUCGAGAGGAAACGGUGCUCGGUAGCAUCCCCCUGCCCAGUUAUGUCAUUGCACCCGUUGAGCCCGAUGACCACAUAAACCGAAAAUACGCUUUCAAGGCGAGCCAUACGGGAAUGCGCUCCUACAUUUACAAUAAGAACUCUGUGAUUGGCUCACAGGCAGAACACUGCGGGAUGCGGACAUAUUUCUUCAGUGCGGACACACAGGAGGACAUGAAUGGCUGGAUUCGGGCCAUGAACCAGGCUGCGCUGAUGCAGCAGAGUCACACCAUAAAGAGAGAAAUGGAGAAACCAGAGAAGGCUACACAGCAAGCAGCCCCACAGACCAACCAUGUCCACAUCACCCAGACCUCAUCUCAGUCACAAAGCCUUCACAGGACAGACAGGGAGGAACCUCAGGAUAAUGCUUUCAGACUAGCUCAUGGGAAUGAGGGGAGGUAUGGAUUGGAGACCAACAGCAAACCCAGCCAGUCAGUGGCACAGGAAAGAGUAGAAAGACUGUCUCCAGAGUCUGUCAAUGAUGCUGCUCAGAAGAAUGGACAGCCAGCAGUAAUCCAAGUGACCCUACCACCUGAGAAAAAUGGGAGCGUUGUCUAUCAGCGGGGCUUUGUUUCAAGGAUUGACACUGAAAAACAUGUGCAGAGGAAGAAUACGCUGGCUCAGGUGGAGCAGUGGGUCAAAGUUCACAAAGGGGAUGCACCCAAGAGCGCUCCCUCUGCUGAAUAUAACCUCCCUCGGCGGACUCCCCCUUUAAAACCCAAAUCCAGCACAGCCGACGGCACCUGUCACUCGUUGCCAAAGUCUCCUCGUCUUCCAUCGGGCAGCAGUUCUCCUCCAGCGACGUGCAACCUGCCCAGUGACUAUAAAUACGCGCAUGACCGGCUCAGCCACUUCCGCAUGUCCACCGACGAGCGAAUGGCCACCAAGGAGGGAAUGGUGUGGCAGCUUUACGAGUGGCAGCAGCGCCAGCAGUUUCGUCACGGCAGCCCCACCGCACCUAUUUACACGGGCCCUAACUUCACAGACUCCUCCUCAUUCAGAGUGACCGUGGAGAUGCCGCGCUCCAUAUCUGUCCCCCCAUCACCUUGUGAAGUCCCACCAUCAAUCCCCUCCACUUUCAAACCCCUGUCCCCGCGAAGGCCCCACACCCCUUCAGACAGACGCACAGUCAGGCCCUUGGAUGAAUUGAUAGCUGGUGACAGCACAAGAUCGAGCUCACCUGGCCACAUUUGUGCCCAUCUUUCUCAGACGUCCCAAAUAGAGAGGAGGUCCGUGCCGGCCAUGGGCUACAUCACACACACUGUCAGUGCUCCCAGCUUACAUGGCAAGACGCCAGAGGAGCUGACUCUGCUCCUCAUUCAACUUCGGAGACACCAGGCCAAGAUGGCUGGUGUGCAAAGCCCCGGCAAUGCAUUCGCUCCCCUGCUGCACCACCAGCACAACGGCCUUUUAGGCCCCAGCAUGCAGGCUGAUGAUACUUACAUACAACUGAAGAAGGACCUGGAGUAUCUAGAUCUGAAGGUCACCGGACGUGAGAGUUUAAAAAGAGAAAGACCAUCAAGACCUGUGAAAAUAGCUGAAAGUGAUGCAGAUGUAAAAUUAAGUCGACUGUGUGAACAAGACAAGAUCCUUCAGGAGCUAGAGGCCAGCAUACGCACUUUAAAAGAGGACAAGGACAAGUUGGAGUCUGUGUUGGACGUUUCCCACCAGCAGAUGGAAGAGUACAAAGAUCAGCCGGCUCAUGCUGAGAAAAUAGCCUAUCAGCAGAAACUGCUACAAGAGGAUGUGGUCCACAUCAGGGCUGAAAUAUCCCAAGUCUCAACAGAGAUGGAGAACGCAUGGAAUGAGUACAGCAGGCUGGAGAGAGACGUGGACUGGCUGAAGUCAGCCCUGCAGUCACAGAUGAACCGCAGUGAUCUUUCUCAGCAAGAGAAAAUCCAGAUCAGAAAGGAGCUGUGGAGGAUUGAGGAUGUUAUCGCAGGUCUCAGCACCAAUAAAGCCAACUACAAAGUCACUAUCUCCUCUGUUACCAACCCAGAGAGGAAAUUUGUGCCUUCAGUGUCAGUGUCAUCAGUGCCUUCUGUGUCUGGGAGCCCGUCUGCUAUGGAGAUGAGAUUGUCCCAACAGCAGCCGCACAGCCCCCACCUCAGCCCCAGCAGCCACACCCCCCCACUUUCCUCCAGCCCGAGCCAGCAGCUACUACACCAUUCUGCAACUGUCUUCAGUGGCUUUAAGUGGAGUGAGGACGACGUGCCUCCCAGACCUCCUCUACCUCAGCUCUACAGUCCUGACGAGCAACCCCCUGCUGUGCCGCCGUUGCCCCGGGAGACGACAGUGAUCAGGCACACCUCUGUUCGGGGCCUGAAACGACAGUCAGAUGAACGUAAAAGGGACCGGGAGAUUGGUCAGUACACCAACGGGGACAGUAAGGUGGAACUGAGGCCUUUCCUGAGUGAUCCAGAGCUCAUGGGCGCUGGAGAUGGCUCCAGCCACACCAGUGUGGGGGCAUCUGGGCAUGAUGGAGGAUACCAGACAUUACCCAGUAGAGGAGUGGCAGGCUCCUCGCUUCGGCUUAAUCAGUCUUCAAGCAUCUCCUCUUAUGUGACUAUACGUCGAUCAGUCUCAGCAGCCGGCGAUCAGGGGAGGCCGAAAAGUGCCUUGGAGCGUCUGUACUCUGGGGAUGCGGUGCAGCAGCAGCAGCAGCAGAGGGGGAAGAUGAGUGCUGAUGAGCAGUUAGAGAGGAUGAAGAGGCACCAGAAGGCCCUCGUCCGCCAGCGCAAGCGCACCCUGAGUCACGGAGAGCGCCAGGCGUCCUCGUCGUCGCGCGCCUCUUCCUCACGCCCGCUUUCAGCAGACUUGGGAUCAUGGAAGAGAGAGCAGGAGUUUGACCUGCAGUUGCUUGAGAGAGCUGUUCAGGGGGAGGAAGCUCAGGCAGUCAGAAGUGUCCAGGGGGAGGAAAGACCUCCCGAGCACAAAGAGAGACCCCGCUCGCACUCGGACGAAUGGCUGACCUUUCGCUCCAUGACUACAUCCCCUUCUGCUCCUGAGGCUGACCUAGAACCACUGGACUAUGACCUGGACCUCAACAAAGAACUCUCAAAACCUCAGAAAGUGUUGAUCCCCGAGCGCUAUGUGGAUCCAGAUCCUGAGGAGCCACUCAGUCCUCAGGAAGUUGAGGAGCGCCAUCGAAAAGUGGAGCGCAUCAAAAGCAUUUUGGCAAAAUCCAGUGUUCAAAACAUAGCGCCAGCUGUGUCAGCAGACAAGCCUGACGUGGGGCUGGUGGCUCUCGACUCGGCCCUUCAGGAGCAGGAGAGGAUCAUAACCAUGUCCUACGCUCUCGCCUCUGAAGCCUCACUCAAGAGCAAACUAGUUGCAGCUCAAGCUAUUUCCGGACACUGAGGUGCUACCCCACAGAGACAACAGGCCGAUGGAGUCACUGGAGAAAACAGGAUUUGGUUUGAUUGGGAAUGUCUUAAACGCAGCGAUAGAAAAACAGUAGUUCAGAUUUAACUUGAGGCUCACUCAGCACUGACCCGUCUGGAGUGUUUCUAGCUGCUGCUGAAGGCAUUUUUUCUGGGAGCUGCUGCACUUAUUAACAAAGGAAGUGUCUAACAAAUGUUAAUCUCAUAAUAAUAAAGACUAUUUUCUACUGGUCAUUGCACUUUUGAACUGUAUCAUAUUUCAUGAUAUAGCUGAAAGUUAGCAACUGGAUUUAGCUUUUCCUUCAUGUAGAACAUGUUAAGAGCGACACGUACGAAGUGCACCAUGAAAAUAUUUUGAAAAUCUUAUUUUUGUUGGUACUCAGAUCAUAUUCUUAUCCCAAACACCUUGAAAUCUCACAUGUAUGUACUGUAGCACUGCCAGUUUUCUUUAGGUUUGCCAAAAUUUAUUUUAUUCUUGCUUACAUAAUGGUGAAAAUAACCUUCAACAUAUUUUUUGUCUGAUAUGGGAAGAUUGGGAAAGUGACAUUUAUAAAAAUGUAAAUAUUAAAGAUAUUAACACAGUAUUUGGUGCAUUAGAUAUGUUUUCAUUUUAUUUAUUUUGAUCUUAACUGAA
Messenger RNA from Menidia menidia (Atlantic silverside), 4995 nucleotides. NCBI's taxonomy places the organism in Eukaryota, Metazoa, Chordata, Actinopteri, Atheriniformes, Atherinopsidae. The record is from the annotation of a GenBank genome assembly.